AUGGCUUCAAUAAUUAAAAAUCAAAUAUUGAAGCAUUUGUCUAAAUUUACCAAAGGUUUAUCUACGGAUAAAAUUAAUUUAAGUACUUUUAAAGGGGAAGGAGAAUUAUCGGAAUUAGAAUUAGAUGAAAAUAUUUUGACUGAUCUAUUAGAGUUGCCAUCAUGGCUAAGAAUUACAAGUGCUCGCUGUGAUCAAGUGUACUUUAGGGUACAAUGGACUCAAUUAAAAUCAGUCCCAAUUCAUUUGAGUUUAAAUGAAGUUGUUGUAAAAGUAGAAACAUGUGAAGAAUUAAGAUCUACCAGUUGUGUUCAAGGAUUGUCUUCUUAUGCUGGAGCUUAUAUGAAAUAUGGUUUUAUACAUAAAGUUAUAGAUGGUGUUACAGUUACUAUAAAUAGUGUUAAAAUAACUUUUACUAGUCCUGCAUUUAUAGCUAAAGUUGAUCUUUCAAGAAUUAUAGUUCAGUCUAAAUCUAAAGACUGGGAAAAUUGCAAAUUGCAAGCAUCGAGAAUAAAAAAUACAACUAAAGGUCAAAUUUUACUUUUUAAAGAAGUAGAAUGGAAUGAUGCAAGAAUAGAAGCAAAAUCAACUAAAGAUCCUAAUCUGACACCUUUGAGACUGAUAACAAACAAGGCCAGGUGUAGGAUCACAUUGAAAAAGAGUUUACUCGAUUCUUCGAUAAUUGGAUCUCGUUUAGCAAUUAUUUUAGAUGAUUUGUUAUGGGUUUUAACUGAUUUUCAAUUAAAAGCAGCCUUGCAUUUUAUUGAUUCAUUAUCCGGUUUGGUUCAAAAAGCUACUGAAAUAACGAGAAAGAAAAAAGCAGCAAGGAAAUUGGAGACUCUACCGGAAUACCAAGCCCAACAAUCUCAAGCGACAAGGAAUAAAGAUGUUACUUCACCAUUGACAAAAACAUUUGAUGAAUAUGACGUCAUAGAAACAAGUUAUCAUUUUCAGGCUCAGAAAAUUGAUUUGCAUUUUUCUGACGAUCCCGGCCAAUUAAAAUCCGGUGGAGCUUUUAUGAUAAGUUUGAAAAAAUUCAGAGUGGAUUAUUAUCCUUAUCAUCUUGCAAUUGCAACAAGAGAUCAUUGGGUCACAUACAAUCCGACAGAAACGCCUCACACUCAAUGGCUCAUGGAUGCUCAAAAAUCAUUUAUUAAUUCAUUGGUGACUGUGAUUGAAAAUUCAGAAACUUUAUCAAAUACCGUUUUAGAGAGUAACGUUAAUCAGCUCAAUAACGAAAAAUCCAAAGUUACCAAUCGCGAAAAUAAUUCAGUAGGAGGUGAAAUAUCAAAACAAAUAAAAAAAUUAAUGACCUCUUGUUUGAUAUUGAGAAUAACGGAUUUUAACAUGCAACAAGUCAUUCCUUCUGGAACGAAAAAACACGUUUCAAAAGAUUUUAUAUCAGGUGAUAAAGACAGGUUUGGAUUUCCGGAGUCGCAAACAGUCGUUCAUGCGGAAUUUACUUAUUAUUAUUAUCCCGGUGACGAUCCAUUUCCGCUUCCCGCUCCGAAAUUCUAUGCUCAAUUCAAUCCUAUACAAAUUUAUUUUGACGUCAUCAGUAUAUUAUGGGUGAAUGCUUUUGCUCUGAACCUGUAUCAGUCGUUGUUGCAAACAAAUACAAGUCAAAAUACUUCCACAAACGAUAUCAUGUAUUUUGAUGUUAAAAUAGAAGCAAUUUUACUAAGGAUAAUCAUGGAAAGUCCCAUCGAUUAUCCGGGUCAAAAAGAUCGUCCGAAAUCAUUGCAUUUUGUAGUUCCUCGAGCUACUGUUACCAACGUGCGAAGCGAUAAGCAAAGUUCUCGUUACGAUUUAAAAAAAUGCGUUGAUUUAUUAAAAAUGUGCUCAUUAUUUUUUGCUAACGAUUUCCCCUCGUCCGAAACGGAUUAUCCCUUGGUAUCGCAAAAAUUUUUAAAUCAUUUGUCUUCUUCCGACAAUGUUCGUCCUCAUCCGUCUCAAUUUAAUACUGCCGAUAGCUCAAAUUUAAAAACUCAUUUUAAUCAGGAAAUGUUGUGGACUGAAGCAAAAGAUAUCUGGUGCAUACACCUCGAACCGAUUUUCGGUGAAUUUUUCGGUGCACGAGCCGUUGGAAAAGAUUCAGCAAUAACAUUUAUGGAUGCUUUUCAUUUGACUUUUUGGGCACACGAUUUAACUGCUGACGACGAUAGUGCAGAUAUUCAUAUUUUAACUCACGUGACAAAUCUUGUUUCCCUUCAACUAAAUCAUUAUCAAUAUUUAUUCCUUCUGAGGUUGUUCGAAGAAGCCAAAGAAGUGGCAACGUAUUUAGGAAUCGAUUCCGAUCGUAUCGUUAGGUCGCCGGGAGCUUCUAUGGUUGUGGGAGGAGUGAUACCUGAUUUAGAAAUCACUUUUGUUAUGCCUUCUCAGUCGCCGGGUAAAGAAUCAUCUGGCGGCGAUAUCGAAAGCGUGAUUCCAGAUUCUUCAAGUUUACAAGAAGAUGGUACUUUACGUUGGCAAUCGACUGGAAGUGCUGGAAACGUUAACAUUAAUAUUUUGGAUAGAAGUCAAACGUCUUUUAGCGAUUGUUCCAUCAACGUCGAUAACACCGUAACGGAUUUUAUGCUUCGUAAGAAAAAUUUAAAUGAAAACGUUCGACCUGUUUCUUCGUCUCACGUCGGAGGAAAGCCGGCCAAUUUGAAUGGUUUCAUUCAAUCGGAAUCUCAUUCAUUCGAUUUGAACGUUCCGCCGCCAUCUUUGUCUGCCACGAAAAAGGGUAUUGAAAAAAUGAUGACGUUGAUUGGAAUCGAAACGAAAACGAGUCCCGAUGAAAGAUACGAUGAAGUUUCCGUUACGAGCGAUGUGAGCUCCGAUGGUGAAAAUUUUUCCCUGAAUAACAAUUGCAUCGGAGGAACAUUUGAAAAAAUAAAAGGUGGAGUAGAAUCAUUAUUUUACGUCAACUCGUCGGAUUAUCAAAUGCAACAACAGAUUCAAUCCAUCGAAAUCGGAACGGAAGUUAUUGAAGAAGAAAGCACUCUGACGUCAUCAAGCGAAAAAGAUUCUUCGACGGGAGGAGGUUACAAACGUCGCGAUUUGAUAUCAAUAUCGACAUUUAAAAUUCACAAAACGGAAUUUCAACAGCAAUCAAAGAAUAUGUCUUCCAGAGUGAAAAUUCAAAUAUCAGAUGUAUCCGUUGAAGAUUGUUCUUCUAUACCGUGGGACGAAUUUCAAACGAAAUUCAGCUCGAGAACGAAAAAUUGGUCGGCCGUUUCAUUGGACGCAUCAAUUUUUCCAAAAAUAAAAAUAAAAUUAGAUCAUUUUUUAAAAUCGAAUUCAAAAUGUUUUCGCGAGAAUUCGAUCGUCGAACCCUCUCUCAUAUUGAAAAAUUUCGAAGAUAAAAUAACCGUUAAAGUAGAUUCGAUCAAUUUGAAUUUGAAUGCGUCCACUUUGGCGGGAUUGGUGGAUUUGCUGGAAGAGGAAAUGCCGGCUCCUCCAUUUCCGGUGACCGUUUAUUUGGAGGAUACUAAAAUACACAUAAUUAACGAUAGGCCGCCGUGUAACAUAACGUCACCGGAACCCCUUCCCAUCGAUUUAUCGUUAUCGAAAUUGACGAUAAAUCGAGCGGAAUCCGGUCUCAUUCAAAUUCUACCGUGUAAAAAUUUCGAAUCGGAAAAAACGCAAAAUUCUGAGGUUAAUACGGAAACGCAAACGCAAAACGGUUCGCGUUUGCUGUUGGAAAAUGAAGAACUGAGACGACGAUUAAGCGCUUUGGAAGGAUUAACCGAAGAAAAUUAUCGUUUGAUGAAAACUCGUUCGGAAUUGAGGGAGGCAUUAAACGACAUUGAUUUGUUGUUGCAAAAUAAGAAAAAUUUAUUGGACAAGAUAGCGGAAUUGGAAAAUCAGUGCCAUCAAUUGGAAAAGAAUUCUAAAAGAUAG
Messenger RNA from Pediculus humanus corporis (human body louse), 3885 nucleotides. RefSeq lists its product as uncharacterized. Bases 1 to 3885 code for a protein of 1294 amino acids. Lineage: Eukaryota; Metazoa; Arthropoda; Insecta; Psocodea; Pediculidae. The transcript is spliced from 22 exons. The record is from RefSeq and is a predicted model, not a curated record.